Molecule: messenger RNA, 384 nt
Organism: Soboliphyme baturini
Lineage: Eukaryota; Metazoa; Nematoda; Enoplea; Dioctophymatida; Soboliphymatidae
Source: the annotation of a GenBank genome assembly
AUGACGUUACUCAUGACGGCUUUGACGAGAUUUUCGAAACGAUGUUCUAAUCCUCUCAAGGUCACCAGAAGAAGUCAAGAGCUGAACGACGCCACUAUCAUAGCAAGAUUGUUAAAGGACCUCAAGAACCUCAGACGCUGUAUCAACCGACAAGUAAGAGCAGAGCCAUCAUUUAGCGUCGUAAGUGAUGACAAACCGGUGAGGGCCAGGCUAACCGUCGAGGAGAAGAUCGAGAGGAAGGCACUGCACAUGGAAAAUUACCGACAACGACCGAAGGUUUCCGACGAGGCGGUGCUACAAAUUCGCAUAUCCAGCGAAAACCGCUGCUUCAAGGGCUCCUUCGACGACAAUCCGAAGAAGUUCGCCAAAGGGCUGAGGCGCUGA